AGUAAGCAUCCGCACAGUAACUAACGGGCGCAGCCACAAUCAUCCUGAUAGGGAAGCACCGCCACAGACCCCUAUCUAAUCCACCAUAAGCUCCUCCUCAUCAACUCCGCCAUCCAGUCCAUGUGAAACGUGGAGGCUCACCAGGAUCGUGGAUUUGAGACCAUGGAGCACCCUGAUAUGAACAACAACGACUCGGAUGGCUCAGGGUCAUCCGAUGAGCUUCUCCAACAAUCCUACGCCAGAUCAAACUCGAAUUUUACAGACGCUUUUGACGGCCAAGUACAAACGCCAGCUACCACAAUCUCCUCCUCGCCGCCUCCUUCGGGUCUCCCAUCCUGGGUCAGCUCCACAGCCUCACGUCCACGCGGCUCCAGUGUCGGAACCCCAGCCGUGCUUGAAAAGGCGCCACCCGGCGAAGGUCUUCCAGUGUCGGAUGUGAGGCCUCAACGUCCGGCAGGUCCCGCCAGGACACCUUCCAAUACAUACGCUCCUCAACGCCGUCCACCUCAAUACAUCAGCUUUCAGAAUGACCGCCAGAGAUCCUCCUCGACAAAACGUAACUCCAGACGGGAUCCCAACGCCCAGUACAGAGCCCAGGAAAAGGCAUAUGUUCAAAGGAUUCGUGCGGAUCCUCAGGCGUGGUACAGUCACUUUGACGAGGCCCAAAAUAUGAGCAUAGUCGGUGAUUCCGACUUAGAAGAACCAUCCCCAUCGUCAGAGGUGCCAUUUGAAGAUGACGCUUACGACCCAGAUAUUCAACUUUUCCUUACGGAUGAUAAUCAACCAACGCUUGAGGAGCUGAAGAAUCCGAAAAACCAGGAAAGACUCGAAUGGCACUCUAUGCUGGCUUCGGUAUUGAAGGGAGACGUGGUGAAGCAGGAAAAACAACGACUUCUAGGGUCUGCCGACACUAAGCGGUCGUCGGCUCAGAAUAAUGCAAUAUGGAUGGGAGUCAGGGCUAAGACAUGUGGGCGGAGUAUUGCCAUGCAGCGGAAAUUGAUCGAGGAGGCUCGCUCGGGACUUGGGCCGAUAAUUGAGGAAAUUAUCAAGUUUGAGAUCAAGGGUGAAACGGAGAUUGGCAAGCCACCAAUCAAGCAAGUUGAGGACAUCGUCGAACAGAUUGAGAAAUGUGAAAUGCUCUACUCAACGCAAAAGGAAUUGGAAGCUGCCCAUGCUCGCGUUGCUUCGGAGGAGUUCGUCUCUAGUCGUGAAGCUGUGCUGGCAUGGCAUAACACUACGAUUCUUAUCAAUACGGAGCUUGCCAUUUUGCAGAAGUGGGUCGGUAAUGAUGAGCUUGACUUUAGCAAGACGAGAGCCAAGUCUGUCAAUAGGGAUCUUACCGACGAGUCGUCCUUCCUCGACCGCAUCAUGAAAGAGGACGGGCUCAAGACCCUUCAAGGGAAGCACAAUAUGCUUCACGGCGUCAGUGAAGUCAUUCAGAAAGCUAAGAGUACCUUGAUUGAAAAUGCAAACUCUUUCGCCAAACGGCACUUGCCUCCCUACAUCGAGGAACUUCUCACGCUGAUCAACUUCCCAUCGCGUCUCAUACAAGAGAUCAUCCGUGUUCGACUAUCUUAUGCUAAAAAUAUGAGAGACCCUGCACAGCAAUCGCCUAUCCUGGUCGACCAAAUGAUUUCGCAAUUUCAGAUUCUGAUGAGGGUUGCGGUCGACCUCAAGCAACGCUACUUGGACAUCGCGAAACCGGAACCGGGCUGGGACCUGCCCCCUUGCAUUGACGAGAACUUCGACUCGGUCGUUCUAGAUGCCUUGAAAUACUACUUCCGGCUCCUGAAUUGGAAACUAAAUGCGAAUAAAAACACAUUUAAAGAAGCGGAGAUUCUCGAACAAGAUUGGGAGUUCUCCAAUCACAUCGGUCGUCAGCUUGAAGGUGGAGAUAUUGAAGUGGCCGAACAGUUCAGUGCAUUGACCGCAAAGUCCCUCCAACGCUUGAUGAUCCAUUUUGAACGAGAACUGGUAAUACACCAAAAUGAGGACCCGGCCGACAUGGACAAACGUUACAAGAGCGUCCUGGAUUCAACCCGGAUUCGCCAGCGAAAGCUCUACCGUUUCUCCCGUUUCCUUCGGCAGCUCUUCGAGAAUGCUACAGAAUACAAUAUCCCGGCAGAUGUUUCCUAUGAGUUCUUUGAGUCGCUCCUGAUCUCCGACCAUUUCCUAAUCAAGUCAAAUGCAUCUACUGGGCAAAAAGGGGUUUAUCUGUUUGCGCAUCAAGCGCUGUGGAAUCGCCCUGGCGACAUUCGAGCUAUUUUAGGAACAUCUUUUCGUGAAGAGGAUGUCCCCAAAGACUCGCCUCAUGUGCCAUAUAUCCUAGUAGUUCGCCCGGAAAAGCCCCUGAACUGGGCUGGCAAGGAAAUGCAAGUGGGCUUGUUGGAGCAACCUACGGACCUACGACUGGGAAAACUGCGUCUCGUCGUUGAGGGCACACAACAACGCUUGUCUAAUGCAAGACAGGAACUGUCUCAGUUGACUGGGAUGCAGCUGGACAUGACAAUUGAACAACGCGCUAAUCUUGGACGGGUGAAUGUGGAGCUAAACAAGAUCAAGAAAAUCUCGUUCAAGCUGUCUAUGACUAUCAUGGAUAGUGUAGCGAUCAUUAGAAAUCAACUGAAAGAAAGGGGGGUGGAAAAUCACGAUCUCAUCCAAGCGUGCUACGCCUUUGCUACUGAAUUCGGCAAGCGCUCGUCCAAUGUUGAUCCGAACAGGCGUGCAAUGAAUAGCGCCAGACUCGUUGAGUUGUCACUCGACUGGGUGUCUUUCAUUUGUGAUGAUUGUGACGCCGCUGAUAGAAAAACUUUCAAGUGGGCUGUGUCAGCAUUAGAGUUCGCAAUGGCUAUAACCUCCAGCAGGCAUCUUCUGUCCAUGGAUGAUAUUCAAUUUGCUCUAUUGAGGCAGAAGGUAGCCGGGUGCAUGUCGCUUCUUAUUUCUCAUUUUGAUAUCAUGGGUGCUCGGUCUUCACGUGCAGCUCAGGCUGAGAAGCAGCGCAUGGAGGAGCGUGCAGGCGGAAGGAAAUUUGGCUCCGGUCGGAUUCUGACAGAUGCAGAAGCGACUAAGCUUGUUCGUGAGCAACGUCUAACCCACUUACAAGAUAUUGAAGACCGGAGAGUGGAAGAAGAUGCGAAACGUCAGGCCCUAGGACGGGUGCUGGAAGGAUCUAAUGAGGCCGACAGGUCUCUCGCCGUGUUGUCAUCGUCUGCCACCAAUGUCACUCUUCGAUGGCAACAAGGCCAGUUCAUCGGUGGCGGAACGUUCGGCUCUGUUUACGCUGCUAUCAAUCUCGAUAGCAAUUAUCUCAUGGCGGUCAAGGAAAUCCGACUGCAAGAUCCUCAGCUCAUCCCCAAAAUUGCCCAGCAGAUCCGCGACGAAAUGGGCGUUCUCGAGGUGUUGGACCACCCUAACAUCGUUUCAUACCAUGGCAUCGAAGUUCACCGCGACAAAGUCUAUAUUUUCAUGGAGUAUUGUUCGGGUGGAUCUCUUGCUAGCUUGCUUGAGCAUGGCCGUGUUGAGGACGAGACUGUCAUUAUGGUGUAUGCUCUCCAGCUUCUGGAAGGAUUGGCAUACCUGCAUCAGGCUGGUAUUGUCCAUAGGGACAUUAAGCCGGAAAAUAUUUUGCUAGACCAUAACGGCAUUAUCAAAUAUGUCGACUUUGGCGCGGCCAAGAUCAUCGCUCGCCAAGGCAGGACUGUUGUUCCCAUGGAUGCUUUCGCCUCAGCGGGUCAUAAGGAGGCUAUAGUGCCGAAGGAUGCCCAAAUCGCGAACCAAAGGGGCAAGAACCAAAAAACAAUGACCGGAACACCAAUGUACAUGUCGCCCGAAGUGAUUCGUGGCGACUCCAACAAGCUGAUCCACCGCCAAGGGGCGGUUGAUAUUUGGUCCUUGGGUUGUGUGAUCUUAGAAAUGGCGACUGGUCGUCGUCCCUGGUCCGCUUUGGACAACGAGUGGGCCAUUAUGUACAAUAUUGCCCAAGGAAAUCAGCCUCAGUUACCGACCCAUGAUCAACUCAGCGACACGGGCAUCGACUUCGUCCGCCGGUGCUUCGAAUGCGAUCCUUUGAAGAGACCUACUGCAGCAGAGUUGCUCCAGCACGAAUGGAUAGUCUCAAUCAGACAACAGGUCGUACUUGAACCACCAACACCUAGCAGUGAUCACAGUAGCAGCAUAAGCAGUUCCACCUCGGGCAGCCGUCAGAAUUCGAGCUAUAUGUGAUCUUGUUCUAUCCUCUGUUUCUUUCUGUCACAUGUACAUUCUAACCCAUUCUUUGAUCCUGAACAAUACUUCUUCUCUUUCUCUUUUCUUUCCCUUCUUCUUCACCGAAAAGUUCUGCACAUGAUCACAAAACUAUCUCCCUACCACAUCAACAGAUUGCGUUUGAUACC
This is a messenger RNA of Aspergillus caelatus, 4391 nucleotides long. RefSeq names its product putative MAP kinase kinase kinase SskB (gene sskB). Gene Ontology annotation, molecular function: MAP kinase kinase kinase activity; ATP binding. Gene Ontology annotation, biological process: stress-activated MAPK cascade; protein phosphorylation. Gene Ontology annotation, cellular component: cytoplasm. The transcript is spliced from 2 exons. NCBI's taxonomy places the organism in Eukaryota, Fungi, Ascomycota, Eurotiomycetes, Eurotiales, Aspergillaceae. The coding region runs from base 163 to 4221 and encodes 1352 amino acids. The record is from RefSeq and is a predicted model, not a curated record.